UUUUAUUUCGUAAAAGAUAGGUUAACAAAUAUUUAAAAAAACAAAAAAAAUUAACAUGUUUGCAAAGAAUAAAUGUUCUUACAUUGAUUAAACUCCAAUUUUGGUUUAUUUACAUUUUCAAAAUUAAAUGUUCGAUUUAGGAAAAGUGGUUUAUACCGACAAUGAAGAUAUUACUGCAAUUAUAAUAUAAUUAUCAUCUAACCUUCAGACGUUCCAGAAGUUUGUGUUCAAUAUCUCAAAAUAGAGGAGAAAUUAUGGCAGAUGUUUUAGUCUUAGACUGGCUAGAUGAAUUUGAAUUUCUUACUGAAUGUGAAUUUCAUACGUUUGCUGCAGAGCAAGAGCACAAUCAGGAAAUCAUUCUGUCUAUAUAUGUUAUCUUGGGGGAUACUUCUAAAUCAAAAUAUGGAAAUCUCCCUGAAAGAAUAUGUAAACAAUUUUUUGCUUUCAAUCGUUCAGGAGAAGAACAUUUAAAACAUUUUGUACUUCAAUUUAUACCAUCUCUUAUAUUACUACAUUUAAAUGAUAAAAAAUUAUGUCCAUCUCUGGAGCCUUUGUUAAUAAGUGUUUAUAAUCUAGAUAUUGUUGAUUCAAAAGGUCAACCAAGAGUGAUAUCAUUUAGACUCCCUAGUAUAGCACAAUCUUCAAUUUAUCAUGAUUCUUCAAAUCUUGAAUCUGCAUUUCUUGCUGAAAAUGCAUUAAGACGCUGGGAAGAAUGCAAUACUAAAUUAGUAAAUUGGGGUCCUUUGCCUCAAGUUGAAAGCUUCAAUGCACAAAAUAGGCAAAGAGUACUUGCUGCUUUAACAUUUUUAUACAAUCAAUAUGUUGCUAACAUAAAUAUACAAAGUGUUGAACAUGCCUGUAAGGCAAUUUCCCGCAUUGUUAGUCAAGGGUUUAUUUCCAGUGGAAGUUCAAGAACAUCCACUGAAAGUGAUACCCUCCACUCUGCAUUAUUUCCACAUAGGCUAGCAGUAUCCAGUCCACUUCUGAUUGAGUUUCUGCAUGUCACUUAUCAUGCUUUAGAACGAGGUGCCAAUGGAGCUGGACAAACACUCAAUGAUAUUACUCAGCGUGCUACAUAUGAAUGUUAUGCAGAUGUUCUUCUAGUGGCAUAUGCUGUAAGAAAUGCUCUGCAUUUUUCCCCUGCUGUUUCAGUUUCCCUACCACAGCCUCACUCAGUUUCCAAAACCAUGAUAACUAAUGCUUCAUUUAGAACGAAAAAACUGCCAGAUGACAUUCCAAUUCAAACAGAAGAAUCGGAAGCACCGUUAAGUUCGAUAACAGAGGAGCAGGAAGAUACUGAAAAAAACCGAACACGUUCAGGUAGUGCUCUUAAGCAUCUACCGAAGUUACCAGGUCUUAGUAAGAAGCCGAAACAUCAGAAUAAGGGCAGUCCGACGCCUCAGCGACAUAGUGCCGAACCUGAACCAACAACUGAUAACAUUGAAAUGCGUAUUGCAGCAGGUGCAGGUGACCAAGUUAGUCUUGUGUCGGGUGCCUUCUCGGACACGUCUGGAGGGGACGAAACGCCCCAUGCGGUCCACGUAAGCGCAGUAUAAGGAAGUCGUUGGAGAAAGUUGUGUGAUUGAGAAGGUUUACUACAAUCUUAAUCGAAUUAGUUAAUAAGUAGCCAAGAAAUUCGAAAAUGUAUAUCAACAGCACAAAUAAGAAGAGAACGGCUGUUGAUUUACAUAAUGUAAGUACUUAAUAUCGAGUACAUUAUACAUAUUUUGAAAUUUCAUAAGUCUACUAACUGUUGAUUUUGGUUUUAAAAUACAUUUAGGAAUUUCAUUCACUCAAAAAUUUAAUACUCGUAAGUGAUUUUCGAGUUUUUUUACGUGAAAAGAUUAAACUAGCCAAAUAUUUUGUAGUUGAAGCUUAUUUUGAAUAAGAAUGAUUGAAAAAUAUAAACAUUGUAAAAAUUGUUAUUAGGAAUUAAUAAGAAAAAGAUAUUUAACUAAAUACAACUCAAUUUUGUUUCUGA
Agrilus planipennis (emerald ash borer) is the source of this 1981-nucleotide messenger RNA. RefSeq names its product hyccin (gene Hyccin). Gene Ontology annotation, biological process: phosphatidylinositol phosphate biosynthetic process; protein localization to plasma membrane. Gene Ontology annotation, cellular component: plasma membrane. The record is from RefSeq and is a predicted model, not a curated record. NCBI's taxonomy places the organism in Eukaryota, Metazoa, Arthropoda, Insecta, Coleoptera, Buprestidae. The transcript is spliced from 5 exons. Bases 255 to 1556 code for a protein of 433 amino acids.